GCCUCACGGAGAGCGGGUGGAAGGACGAGAUCAGCCGGAUGGGUUUGGGUGCAAACGUGCAUUGGAUUUGUUUGCUUCCUUCUUUCAGAAAGCCUCACUCCGGCCGUUCGGGCUAGGAGAUUUGAAACGCGAGACUGUCCCUGUUUUCCGGUUCUCUCCGCAGUCUUCCAGAAAGCGAGGAAAGACGGGAAGCGCGUGCGCUGGUGGCGGGCCCCGCCGCGACGCCGUGAUCUUGGGCUCGCGCCAGGCGCCUCUGGGCGGGAUCGUUCGCUUGUCACUUUCGCCGCAGCCUUGUUUAAUAGAAGUGGGAGCUGGUGUAUUGAAAGGCCCUAAAGCUGUCGGAGAUGUCUCGUUUGUAGACACGUAUACUCACGUGGAGCGGAGAAGGACUUAAAUAUUGGAGUAGAGAGAGGGAAGUAGAAUUUUAAGGGAUUUCUGUAUUUCCGAAACUGAGCUUUGACCACUUUCCCAACGCCAGCAGCGACAGAUUCGUGAUUGUAUCUCGCCGUUCUGGGCUUCAGUAUGUACUUCUCUUCUUGGUUAAGUCAGCUGUGCAGGGCCUUAUCCAGACCCAUCGGAAGGACCUCCCAGCCCAUCUGGGUUUCUCUCUGCAGAAACGUGGUGCUGAGUUCACAGAGGAAAAUUCCAGAAUUCAGUAGCUUUGUUUCCCGGACCAACACAUGUGGAGAAUUGCGGCCUUCUCACUUGGGUCAAGAAGUCACCUUGUGCGGAUGGAUUCAAUACCGAAGGCAGAACAUCUUCUUGGUCCUGCGAGAUUGCCAUGGACUUGUUCAAGUUGUCAUUCCUCAGGAUGAGUCAGCUGCCUCUGUGAAGAAGGUUUUAUGUGAAGCCCCUCUGGAAUCUGUGGUGCGCAUUUCCGGGACAGUCAUCUCCCGUCCUCCAGGACAAGAAAACCCAAAAAUGCCCACAGGAGCGAUCGAAAUCCAAGUUAAAACAGCGGAGCUUCUGAACUCCUGCAGGAAGCUGCCCUUUGAAAUUAAAGACUUCGUGAAGAAAACAGAGGCUCUGCGUUUGCAGUAUCGGUACCUGGACUUGCGGAGUGUCCAAAUGCAGCACAACCUGCGCGUCAGGUCCCAGAUGGUCAUGAAGAUGCGGGAGUAUCUUUGCAAUCUGCACGGGUUUGUGGAUGUAGAAACCCCAACAUUAUUUAAGAGGACCCCAGGGGGCGCCAAAGAGUUUUUAGUACCAUCCAGGGAACCCGGGAAGUUUUAUUCUCUCCCUCAGAGUCCUCAACAGUUUAAGCAGCUUCUGAUGAUUGGCGGUUUAGACAGAUAUUUUCAGGUUGCCCGAUGUUACCGAGAUGAGGGUUCGAGACCUGAUAGGCAGCCUGAGUUUACUCAGAUUGACAUAGAGAUGUCUUUUGUAGACAAGACUGGGAUCCAGAGUUUAACUGAGGGUUUGCUCCAGUAUUCCUGGCCCAGUGACAAAGAUCCUGUGGUGAUUCCUUUUCCUUCCAUGACUUUUGCUGAAGCGCUGGCCACGUAUGGAACUGAUAAACCCGACACUCGCUUCGAGAUGAAGAUUACAGAUAUCAGUGAUGUGUUCAGAAACACAAAGAGUGAAUUUCUCCAGAACGCACUUCGUGAGCCCCAAGGAACCGUGAAAGCCAUAUGUGUCCGCGAAGGAGCAAAGUACUUAAAAAGGAAGGAUAUUGAGUCCAUUAGAAAAUGUGCAACUGACCAUUUUAAUCAGGAAGUCUUACCUGUAUUCCUGAAAGCCGGCAGUAACUGGAAUUCAGCCGUUGCCAAGUUCAUAGUGGAGGAGCAUAGACUGGAAUUAACCCGGAUCAUGGAGCUGCGGGAGGACGACGUGGUCUUGCUGGCUGCUGGCGAGCACGAGAAAGCAUGCUCUUUGUUGGGGAAAUUACGGCUGAAAUGUGCUGACCUUCUGGAAGGGCGAGGAGUGGUGCUUCGUGACCCUGCCCAGUUCUCCUUCCUUUGGGUGGUGGAUUUCCCACUCUUCUUUCCCAAGGAGGACAACCCCAAAGAACUGGAAUCAGCCCACCACCCAUUCACUGCUCCUCACCCCAGUGACAGUCACCUCCUCUACACUGAGCCUGAAAAGGUUCGUAGCCAACACUAUGACUUGGUUUUAAAUGGCAAUGAGAUAGGAGGUGGUUCUAUUCGAAUCCACAAUGCAGAGCUACAGCGUUACGUCCUGUCAACAUUACUAAAGGAAGAUGUGACAUUGCUCUCCCAUCUGCUCCAGGCUUUAGAUCAUGGGGCACCCCCUCAUGGAGGAAUUGCUUUAGGGUUGGACAGACUGAUGUGCCUUGUCACUGGAGCUCCAAGUAUCAGAGAUGUCAUUGCGUUCCCCAAAUCCUUCCGGGGACAUGAUCUUAUGAGCAAUGCCCCAGAUUCUGUCCCUGCUGAGGAACUGAAGCCCUAUCAUAUCCAAGUCUCCUGGCCAACAGACUCAGAAGCAGAAAAUUCUUUGAAUCAUUCACACCAUCCAGAAAGUUGAGCUUGAGUUUUGUCCUCUUUGCUUUGCCAGUGCUAGAAUCAGGUUCAGAUCUGCCAUCAAUCUGACAAUCAAGUCUUUAGAUGGAAGUAAUCCAGGCAAUAUUUUUCACAGUUAAAAAAAAGAAGAUACCUGGUUUUGAUUUGAGGGCUUUUAUUAAUUAUUGGUUGAGUUUUUUGAAGUUCCUUUUUACUUGGAGAUUGUAAAAGAUAGCUCUUUACUAGACUAAUGUAGUGGCUUAAUGUUUUCUAAUCAUGUAUUCCAUACCCAGAUUAUUCACAUAAGACAGAAAAUCAAAUCAUGAAGGAAAACGCUUGCUUCCGUAGAGAGCUGAUGGAGGGAAUGUUGUGGUUCAUCCAGCCUCGAGAGACUGAUAAAUUAAGCUUUAUGGUGACAGUUCAACUAUGAACACAAUGUAGUAAUAACAAUGCAGGAAACAGUGCUGAAGUAAGUCACAAAAAUCUUAUGCAGUGUUUCACUUUAAGAAAAUCACAUGAACCUCAGUGAGCCUCCCUUCCUACUUAUAUAAAAUGUAAACAGUACUUUCUGUGGCUACCUGUUAGGGCUCUUGCCAGAAUCAGAGGAGAUACUUAGCGAAAAUAACGUAAAUGAAAAUACUUUGAAAAACUGAAUCGCGGUUGGAGAUGUUAGCUCAGUGGUAGAUCACUUGCCUGCCAUGAAAGGCCGUGGGUUCCAUCCCCAGCAGCACACACGUACAUACAUACAUACACACACACACACACAAAGCGUUACACAAAUUCAACAUUAUCCAUAUGUAAACAGAUAAAAGAUAUCUAUAUAUUUUCUAGUUGCAGAGAACACAAAUUCAAUGUUAACCAUAAACAGAUUCAAGGAUGUCUAUAUUAUAUAGUUGAAGAGGAAACAAGCCUGUAACCAUAACUACCUAAGAGGCUAAACAAGGAGGAUUGCAAGUUCAAGCCCAGCCUGGACAACUUAAUGAGAUCCCAUCGCAAAAAAUAAAUAAAUAAAUA
This is a messenger RNA of Chinchilla lanigera (long-tailed chinchilla), 3473 nucleotides long. It is a transcript of the gene Dars2, whose product is annotated as aspartyl-tRNA synthetase 2, mitochondrial. Gene Ontology annotation, biological process: aspartyl-tRNA aminoacylation. The record is from RefSeq and is a predicted model, not a curated record. Gene Ontology annotation, molecular function: ATP binding; nucleic acid binding; aspartate-tRNA ligase activity. The coding region runs from base 523 to 2484 and encodes 653 amino acids. Lineage: Eukaryota; Metazoa; Chordata; Mammalia; Rodentia; Chinchillidae. Gene Ontology annotation, cellular component: cytoplasm; mitochondrion. The transcript is spliced from 17 exons.